CGGCGUUAAAUCUGGUCAUAUUAAUAUUAUGUCAUGUCGUUUAGUUCACGGAAUUUAACAGAUGUAUUGCCUAUUUUUCGGAAUGAAAUAUUUGAAGAUGUUGUUCUUGGUAACUAUGGAGACAUCUGCAAGGUAUGGCUUGUUCCAGGUCACCUAUUAGUCAGUUGUGACAAUGGAUCCAAGUUACAUGCCCUUGACUGUGUACCUGCCAAUAGACACCAGAACACGACAGACCAAGGACCAGGUUUUGAGAAUCUGUCACCGCCGGUGUUAGACAUCAUUGUAUCAGAGCUGUAUGCUGAUGUGAUUUUUAUUGUUCAGCAGAAUGGACACGUGCAGUGUUGGCAGUACACCGAGUAUUUCUCAUGGGAUCGGCUGGUGGACUUUGACAUCUGUAACACGACCGGAACCGAGGUCGUCAGUGUGUGUGUCCACCCGACCCACAACCUCAUGUACUGGUGUGAGAGGAGAACCUCCAACCUCACCACACCUCUCUACUGUGUCUGCAAGAGAAGUCUACCUCAAGAUGUGUAUGGCUUGAAGAAAAAGGAUGUUGGGUCAGCUGUUGCCGUGGUACACAACUGUCCCGCUUGUGACGUCUUUCCAGUCGGAAACAAUCUCUUUAUUUCAUCGAGACAUCCUGGCGAUGGUGUGCAUGUCAGUCUGGUCAUCAACCCUGACACUGAUCUCGUCAGUCUGUUUGUUGGGGACUCGAAACUUGAACUGAACAAGUUUUCUUCGUCUCAUGUUGUUGAUUUGCGUGCAGUGCUAGUACAGUGUCUGUCUGCUGUUACUAAGAGUAAUCAGCUGAGGGGAACUGUCGGUGUACAGUUUGACCCCAUGUCACAGACAACAGCUGUUGUGUAUGAAGACGGAAAUGUCAGACUCUACCACUGUGAGACGGAUAAGAAAACUGACGUUGUGGUGACAUCAGGCACCUUGCCUCAUCAUCCAGGUGAGAUGGAUACCAACCGCUGGUUUGUGACCAAACAUGUCAUUGGAGUUGUCGACAGCAGCACUGUCAGGCUGUUUGAUGUGGUCAAAGGAUGUCAGCUGCCAGAGGUUACCUCCCCUGAUGGCUCAGACAUUGAAGGUAUCAUAGUGUCGACAACGUCAACAGUUACUGCCGGAUUUUAUACAAAGACCAACUUCUUUUUGAUACAGAGAGAUUCCCACAAAGACCACCCUACAGACUUCAGUUCCAUCUCGGAGACGCAGAAUUUUCAGACUGAGGCUCUUCAUAUUGCUUACCUCAUUGAGAUACGUCACACUGAACAGUUGCCAGAAACAAAGAAGAAACUUGAUGAGUUACACAAGAUUUGGAAGGACAAACAAACAAGACCAACAAAAUCUAAACUGUCCCAGUUAGUAGAUCCUUAUUUAUUUGAAUUCUGGAGACUGGAGGAAAUGACCGGAAGUAUUUUUGAUGAUGGAGAAGUGUCUACGGAUUGUGGGGAUGUCAGUCCAAGAUCAGAAAUUCUCGACCGAUCUCAGUCUCUGGUUACCCAGGAAGCCAGGUUGCUAUGGAUGAGUGAGAAAUCGCCAAAUGAUGUGUUACAAGUUCUGUGUGAGGGAUUGCAGUUUGACACAGAUGACGAUGUUGAGUCAGAAGACAUGUCGCGGUGGCUCACUGUGCUGGGUCUGGACGAUGACGGGGCUGUUCAAGGGGGAAGUAACUCUCUCAUCUUCGAUCACAUCUGUCGUCUGCUGUUCAAACUGGAGCCUUCUCGUCUGAUUGUGUUUGUGAGAUGUGCACAGAGAGUGAGUGAGCAGACCAUCGGGGUGUCGGCUUUCGUGAGAAAGAAACACACGAGCCUGUAUUACAAGAGAGCUGUGGGUUGUCUGCCCGAUCCCAGCAUGUCAUGUAACCCCGACACAGCCAGUCAGGUUACAGCACAGCUUAUUCGAGCCUGUGGCGAGGAGCAUGACCCUGAGAGAGCCCUCAAGCUGCUGCUGCAGUACAAACAGUGGCAGGCGUCCAUCACUCUCGUCAAACAGCAGGACGAGAAGUCACAGCUCCGGGCCUGUCUCCUGUACAUCACACUGUCUCACCUGGCUCAGCACCAAAUACUGGCUCAGUUUGCUGAGGAUAUUUUCUCAAUGGUUCCAACAUGGCAGAGCUUCCUGACACUGUCAGAUGUGAUCACGGGACAGCCUGACAUCCGACAGAGACAGCUGUCCAACUCCGCGCCAGACGUCAUGUGUCGCGGUCCACCAGACAUUUCACUGGGAGCCGUCAGACCUCUCUUGCUGCAACUCUUACAGCAGCACACCGCAACAGAGUAAUCAUUGUCCGGUGAUACUUUAUGUCUUUCGUUGUCACUGGAGAAAUCCGGUGUGGAGAAAACAGUCUUCACUUGACAAAACAUGAUCAGUUGGGUCAGGUCACAGCCAAACUACAGUAUGUGAUACAGUAUCCUAUGAGAUACUGACAGUAUUACAUGGAUGUAAUUAACCUAGGAGAUACCAAGAGCAAUUACUGAAUGAUAUUCUGAGAAUAUUACAUGUAUACAAUUAUGGUGCCUUUGGAAGGGUGGCUGUCUUUGGAUACAUAGUUAUGGAAGUUUUUGUGGCUGUUUGGGUUCGUGGAUGUGUGGCUGUCUAGUUUUGUGGCUGUCAAAUUAUAGCUGUAUGUGAGUGUGUGUCUUUGUGGGGUGGAUGAGAAUUUGGUGUCCAAGGGUGGAUUUGUGGGCAUUGGUAAGAAUGUGUCGGUCAUUAAUGAAUAUAUUAAAAAUGGUUGGUGAUAACAUACGCUUUUGCCAUAAUCCAAUGUUUGAAUGGAAUAGUGUUAAGCAGCUUGUUUUUGUUUGAACACUGUAAAUUACAUUUAAAUUAUUGAUUAUGUUUAAUAUAUUUCCUGUAAUUUCCAUCAAUGCAACUUUGUGGAAUAAUUUUUGUCUGUUAACAUAAUCAAAUGCCAGUUUAAAUUCAACAAUACAUGCA
Messenger RNA from Gigantopelta aegis, 2943 nucleotides. RefSeq lists its product as uncharacterized. The transcript is spliced from 19 exons. Bases 34 to 2286 code for a protein of 750 amino acids. Gene Ontology annotation, cellular component: lysosomal membrane; BLOC-2 complex. The record is from RefSeq and is a predicted model, not a curated record. Gene Ontology annotation, biological process: melanocyte differentiation; organelle organization; lysosome localization. Lineage: Eukaryota; Metazoa; Mollusca; Gastropoda; Neomphalida; Peltospiridae.